UCCUGCGCAGGACCUGCCAAACAACGAAGGAGACGCGUGCGUGCCCCCGAUGUGCUUCGCUCGGGCGUGAUAAUUUUGUGAAAAACGAAUCUGGACCAUUCUACCGAAAGACGAGAGAUUUUUCGAAAAAAACGAUCGGAACGUCACGCAACACGGGGAGAGAAUCUCCGAAACGAUUCGCGAGAUUUUUUCCCCAUAUCGGUCAUCGAAACUCGAUUCCUGCCCGAAUUAAAAUGGCUGUGAUUGGCUCCGAGUGAUUUUGGAUAAUAAAAGGCACCCCACAGAUCGGGAAAUCCUCGAGAGCCGGUUAUCCGUGAAACUGUUGGCGAAAAAGUGCGUAGAAGGACGGACGGAGGGAUGAUUCGGUGCUGCGCGCCGAUGCGCGAAAAGCGUUGCUGAUUGCCGUAUUCUGCACCCCGCGGGGGUAGCGCGCGGGGGCUGGAGAAAAAAUCGUCGUCGAGAGCUGGAAUUUGCAAAUAUAGGGAUUGAAUAGAAAGAAGAGGAAUUUGCCGGUUAAAAAUCGAGAGAGUGAAGAAUGAGAUCCUACGACGGCGAGAGCAGCUCGACAGAAGACGACGAUCGCAGGGAAGGUUUACCGGAAGCGCAUCUGCAGCAAGGGUCCUGGCAACGCACAGCAUCGCAUCCCACCUGGGCCUGGGAGCAUCGUAACGUCCAUCCACUGCCUCCACAAUCGGCAGCGGCUCUCGAAUCCGUAUAUUCGACACCAGGGGGUUCACAUCCGGGCGUCUCGGGCCCACCGGCCGGAUAUUCGUCGGAACACACCCAGAGUGCACCAGGACGAAGGACUCCGUUGGGUGCCGUGGGUCUCGGUGGUUUUUACUUUCAACAACAACCUCAACCACACGCUUCGUCGAGCGCGUUGUCCGACGAGAAUCGACCCGACGAGAGACCAGCAGCUUCGCGAUUAAACUGCCCGCCGAAAUCGAAGACGACUCGUCAAGGAAAGAGCGUAAGGCUGAAUAUUAACGCGCGAGAACGUAGAAGGAUGCACGAUUUGAACGACGCCCUGGACGAGCUUCGCUCUGUCAUCCCUUACGCGCAUAGUCCUUCCGUGAGAAAGCUGUCGAAAAUAGCUACCCUUCUUCUGGCGAAAAAUUACAUCCUUAUGCAAGGAAACGCGUUGGAGGAGCUCCGAAGAGUGAUAGCCGUUCUGCAAUCGCCGCACGCACACACCACCGCUCUUCCACCCACGCCGGUCUCCUACGAUCUCCUGCAGGGAUUCCCCGGCAAGCUGUUCCAGGGGGUGCAAGGGCUGCAGGAGAUGCAAGGGCUUCCUACGAACGAGCCUCAAAUCGUGACCGGUCCUCCAACCGACGGCACGGUCGCCAGCGGAGAGUCGAAUUAAGGAAUCCAUUAUUUUUCUCCUACAAGGAGAGAAUUAGAAUUUAUCCUGAAAGUCAUGGUAAUCCUGGACAAUAUGGUAUUG
Nylanderia fulva is the source of this 1447-nucleotide messenger RNA. RefSeq names its product basic helix-loop-helix family member olig (gene Oli). NCBI's taxonomy places the organism in Eukaryota, Metazoa, Arthropoda, Insecta, Hymenoptera, Formicidae. Gene Ontology annotation, cellular component: nucleus. Gene Ontology annotation, biological process: sensory organ development; axon development; positive regulation of transcription by RNA polymerase II. The record is from RefSeq and is a predicted model, not a curated record. Gene Ontology annotation, molecular function: E-box binding; protein dimerization activity; DNA-binding transcription factor activity, RNA polymerase II-specific.